This is a messenger RNA of Drosophila montana, 8809 nucleotides long. RefSeq names its product misexpression suppressor of ras 4 (gene MESR4). NCBI's taxonomy places the organism in Eukaryota, Metazoa, Arthropoda, Insecta, Diptera, Drosophilidae. The record is from RefSeq and is a predicted model, not a curated record. The transcript has 4 exons. The coding region runs from base 731 to 8086 and encodes 2451 amino acids.
ACUUCUGCGCGUGUUCAAUGGCUGCGAACGUCGAUAAAAUUGCUAAAAAUUUGCUUUUCACGCGUUAUUUAAGCAACAAUAACAGUAAAUACACAAACCAUAUACAAAACUGAUAGUGCGUGCAGCAAAUUGCCAAUGGCCCAAGCCCUCGAAUUAAGCAAAAAGUGAGCUCAAAACACAAGCACAUCAAUAGUGAGCAGAGAAAAAAGAAAAUGCAAAGCGCAAUGUGAGAAGUGCAAAAAAAUUUCCUAUAUUCACAAUUUCAGUAGCGCAACAAAAUUUGUGCGCGGUAAGCAAACACGCAUAAUUGUGAAAUUCAAGCGCGUGUUUUUUCGCCCCUAUUACGCAGCCAAAUGCGCAAAAAUAUUAGAAAAUAAAACAAAAAUUGUAUAAGCACUGCGACGACGUCUGGCCUAUCCACACACAAGAAGGUAGACGAAAAGAGCGCAGGGCAAGGGGUGUUGUUCUUGUUCAGAAAAACGCGCGGCCGCCGCUCCGCUGGGCGCUCCAUUGCCUUGCCUCGCUCAGUUGUGCAGCGAGCGUCCGUGCCGUCGGUUGUGGUUGUGACUCCUCUCUCUCUCUGUAUAUACUUGUUUUGCGCGCGUAAAUAUUGCUGCGUGUCCGCCCCGGCAGCUGCUACUGCGAGCAGCAGCUGUAAAAAGAAGCUCAACUUAGCAAACGGUAAACACAACGUCGCUGUACGGCAUGCAAAGCGCAUAAAUGCAAAAAGAUGAUGGAAACAUUGGAACAGCAACAAACAAAGAGUACGCCUAACAGUGAGCCCCAUGCGGGCAAUACGGAAACGACGCCGGCAGCCAGCGAAGAGGAUGACAUUGAAGAGCAUUGCAAUGCGUUCGAGCUGGAAAAGGAGGAGAAAAACAGCAGCAGCCCGCUACGUGAGCUUAGUCUAAAAAACGUAGCUGAGCAGGAUGAAGAGCAAAGUCGCCUAGAGAAUGGACGAGAUACAGAGGAGGAGCCGGCAGCUUCACAAGAGACGGCGCAAGGUACAUCUUCAACUGCCGACAGCUUAGACGAGUCGUUUGAGCUGCCAGCCGAAAGUUCUGUGAAAGUGGAGUGCGUAGAGGACGUGGGGGAUACUGCUGAGGGUAGCGAUGCCGAAGAGAAGCCGUCCACAUUGCUCGACGCCCAAAAGUCGCCAAUCGACAUUAAAGUUGAAACGAAAAGUCCUUUACCAGCGCUCAAAGACGAUUUUGCUGACGAACCCUCCUCCUUGCCCGGCAAGCCAGAUGAGCAACAGAACGGAGAGAUUGCGACAGCAGGUUCGCCAGCAAUGCAAUUUGAUACGGAAGCUUCGCUUCAUGAUGAGUUAUCCUUAACAGAUAACAUAAAAGUUGAAGAGAAAAGUCCUUUGCCAUGCAUUAGGCCAGAUGAAGAAGAUGUCUCUUCGCCAGCGAUUAAAAUGCCCGUAGAGAAUUCUCCAUAUGAGCAGAAGAGCAUUUGUGAAACAUCUUCGCCCGUGUACCGAGUCGUUGGGGAGAGUUUUUCUAAUGAUGAAGAGGAUAAUGUUUCACCCACGAUAAAAGUGAUUGAGAAAAAAUCUUCACCUGCCAACCUGCAAGAGGAAGAAAGAUCAUCAUCGUUUUCAUCUGCACUUAAGAUCUCUAACGACAUUAAAAUCGAGGGCGAUGAAGAUUUUUUAGACCGAGUGCAAGGAAACGACGACGACGGAGAGGAGGAGCAGGAGGAUGAGGCGGCAUCGUCACCUGCAUUCAAAAUCGAUGAAGAUGAAUUUGCUUCAACUGCAAACGCAACCAAGGAAAGGGAAUUAACAUCACCUGCAACAACAGCUGCGACGCCUGUGUAUAAAAUCAAUGAUCUUUCACCUGCCAGCAUACCAGAUGAUGAUGAUGAUGAGGACUCCUCACAAGGAUUUAAUGCUGAAAUUAAAAUCGAGGAAGCCAGUCCAAAGUUGCCAAAAAUUGAGCGCAAAUCCCCCAUGGAAAUCAUCAAGAUUGAGUCUGAUUCUGAGGAUGAAGAUGUGCAGGUAGAGGUGGAAAAUGAUGUGGAUGAAAUUGAAGGUAAUCAAACAACUGCAACAGAUUCUCCCCAAUUGGAGCCACAAAUUGAGCAAAGUGAUAAUUUGAUUAAGCAAAAGCAAAAAAUGGAGACGCCAAGGACGCCGUCGCCGUCGCUGCCGUCGCUUAAGGUGAAAAUAAAUGGCGCACAUGCAGCUAUGGAAGAACUGCAGCCGAUGUCCGAGGUGGAGCAGGAGAGAAUGCAGGAUGCAGUGCAACAGUCUGUGAUAGCAAAUAACGAGAAGGAAGAGCAGCUGGAGCUGCACCACAGCGAAAGAAGAAGCAGCCGUAGCAGCAGCAGUAGCUCUGUCAGCUCCACCUCACAGCAGCUGGUCAUUGAUCAGCCCGAGAGCGAGCAGCAGCUGCGAAAACAGCAGCAGCAGCAGCAGCAGAGUCAGGAGCCAGAGCCGGAAAAGAAUCAGCAAUUGUUGCUUGCAUUGAAGCGCAGGCGCAGCGGCAGCAACAGCAACAGCGACAGCGACAACAACCCAAAACCAACCGCCAAACAGCAGUGCGUGGAGACGGAGACGUCGACGGAGGAGCAACAGCCGUCAUCCUUGCUAUUGCAGCGUCUGCAGGCGCCAGCGCCAAAUAGCGGCGAUCUGGAACAGCAACUCAGCUGCUACAAGUGCAAUGCAAACAAAUUUGAGAAUUUUCAGCAGCUAAAUGCGCAUUUCGCGCAAUGCAAGGCACACACCGAAGCAGCAGCAGCAACAGCCACAACGUCAACAGCAGAAGUAGCAGCAGCAGCAGCAACAGCUGCUAUCCCAGCGCCAGCUGCUGUUGCCGUGCCCUUGGCCAGUCCCGCUCCAGCUCCUGCCCUCAAGAAAGAGCGCUUCUUUCGCUGCGCCCGCUGCAGCACUGUGCAUCAGUGUUGGAACUUUUUUCUGCACAUGCGCGAGGUGCAUCAGCGUUACAUUUGUCUGUACUGUUCUCAUGUGUUUGCUAGCGUUGAGAAACUGUCGCUGCAUCUGGAGAACAAGCACGACAUGGAUCAGCGUCAUUUUGCCAACAUUGAGGCGUGGCAAGCGCUGCAAUCGCAAGAGGAUCGUGCCCGAUAUUUGGUCUGUUGCAAUUGCCAGGCAAGCUUCGCGCGUGGCAGCCAUUUCGAUGAUCAUGACUGCGCCGAGCUAAUGCAGCCCUGCGCGCUCUGCGGCCAAAAGGCUGGGCAUGCCAAUGGCUGUCGCAAUAGCAGCAGCACCACAGCCACCACCGCCAACAACAGCGGCAGCAGUCGCAAGAAGACGGCGGCGCGACGCAAACGCAAGACGGCCAAGAGCAAGCAGCUGCCCAACCAGCAGUUGGCCGAAGAGCAGCCCAAGGCUAACAAUCAACAGGAGGAGGAAUCCAACUGGAUGGAGACGGAUGCGUUGGUGCCUCCAGAAGUGCCACCACAGCCAACGACAUUGCCUGAAAACAACAUUCCAGCGCCAAUUGAAGUUGCGCCACAAGAGGAUGCGGUGCCCAAGCUGGUGGUGCCGAAGAUGAUGCUGCGCGUGCCGAAAGAGUUUCAGAAAUCUGUGGACGCAGCGCUCAGCAGCACAGACACUGAGGAUGAGGACAACGAUGAGCUGGCAACAUCAGCAGCAGCAGAAGCGGCAGAUGUAGGAGAAUCCGAAAGCAGGAGCAGUGCGGUGCCGCUGCUCACCGUGGAUGCAGUGGAGCAGCAGCAGCAGCAACACUUGCAGCCCAUGUCAUCAUUAUCGGAGGACACGGAAACCGCCACUGAGACAGCGUCCACGUUUCAGGAAACGGCUCCCACAAUGCCCGCGAAUGUUUCACUAAACGAUUUGGAAGACGAUGAGGAUUCGCCUGCGUUAAAGUUGCCGCUGGUGCUGGCCGAAUUCGAGCGCACCAAAUUGGACAUAGAGCGCACCAUGGCGCUCAUGGUGGCCAAGAGGGAGCUACAAGAACAGCAGCAACAGCAGCGCCAGCUGCAGCAGCAGUUGCAGCAACAGCAGCUGCCAACUGAAGUCAAGCAGCAGCGCGGCCGCUGGUCACUAACGCCGCCCGCAUCCCCGCAUAAUAAUCCCAUAAAUGAGACGACGCAUGUGCCAAAUGCGCAGGUGCAGUUGCAUGAUCAGGAGCAGCUGCUGCCGCCGGGUGAAUCGGUAGAGCCAGCGGCAGAGCUGUUGCCUGCGCCUGCGCCGCAGCGACGGGAUACGCUGGGCAGCGAGUGCAUGGAGCUCGAUGAUAGCCUAAAUGAGGAGCAAAAUACGCAGCAAUCGGAGCAGACAGAACAGUCCGAGCAACUGCAGCAGCCAUUGGACGCAGAGCCAGCGGCAAGCGCAACGCCGCCGCCACCACCGCCGCCCGCCGAUGGCAUCGAGGUGGCUGGCGCGGAUACCCACACAGUUGAUCUGCAACUGGACAGGCCGCUGGACAAAUUCGAAAUGGUCGACUUUGUGCGUCUAUGCCUCAAGGCUGUCUAUCCCUUUUGCCUGUACUGCAACCAUGCGCGGCGCAUUGCUGUCAAUGCCAAGCAGCUGGCGUUGCAUCUAAUUGGACAGCAUCGCUUCACGGCCACCGUGGACAGCAUCACGGCCGAGGAGCUGCAGGCGGAGACUAUUGUCGCCAAGCUGAAGAGCUACUUGCCCGCUCUGGAAGGCAAUCACUAUUUGAAUUCCAUGAGCUGUUGCAGCUUGGAGCAGGGACGCUUCGUCCAACCUUUCAAUGAGCGCAUCUACGAGUGUUUCCAGUGUCGCUAUGUGACGGCCACGCAUAAGGAGCUCUACACGCACAAUCGCCGGCUGCACAUUAAGACGAACAUCACGUGCUGCAUGUGCCGCUUGAAUUUCUUUAGCUACAGCGAAUUGCUCUGCCACAUCUGUCCGGGCAUCGCUGCGGGCAACGUCUUCGAUGUGCAAUUCCGUUGCUGUCUGUGUGAGACGGCGCCGUUGGCCUCCGCGUUCCGGCUGAUGGUGCAUCUGCGGAAACAGCAUCAGGCCUGUGAUAUCUGCCUGGAGGAUUGCCAUACCCAGGCCAAGCUCUCGGCGCACGUGUGGAAGCACAAGCUGUUGCAUCUCUGCUAUCGCUGUGGCAUUGCGUAUCGCAACAAGCAGGACAUAUCCAAGCAUUUGUUCUGGAAGCACGGCACCGAGAGCACCAGCUGUAAGCGAUGCCUGCAGAAACGCUGGCGUCAUGUCUACCAUUUCUGUGUGCCCGCCGCGCAGUUUACGUGCGAGCAUUGCCAGUUCACGUUCAGCAAAGCCAUCUACCUGGAGGUGCAUAAGCGUCAGCAUGUGGGCGAUUAUCGGUAUGCCUGCAAUGAGGAACAGUGCGAGGAGAAGUUCGUUUCGCGCAAGCUGCUGCUGAAGCAUGCGGCACAGCAUGAGGUCAAGCAGCUGGAUGACGACGAGGAGGAGGAGGAGUCGUCCAAGGAUCAGCUGACCAAGCUGGAGCUAGAGGAACAGCGCACAUCGAGCGCAGCUUCAGAUCAGCGCGAAAGCAAUGGGCAGCAGCUUAAGACGGAGAACGAGCCAAUGUCAUCACCUAAGUCAGAGGCAACACAUCAUGUGGAUGGCGGAAAACUGAAAGAUAAAACGCCGCAGCCAGCACUGUCGGGGGCACAGCGGGAGGCGGAGCAGACGCCGCGUAAGCGACGCAAGAAGGCCAAGCGCAACAAGGCCUCGCUGGAGGACCUUAAUCUCAUUGCGCCCAAUCUAUCCGAAUCGGACAGCAGUGACGAUAGCGAUUCAGAUGCCGGACGCAGCACAGGCACACUGCAGGACAGCCAAGCACAUGGCACGCUGCCCAUGCGUGCAUCUGUGGAUGAUCUGGACAUGCCCAGGAUAAUGCUAUCGCCGGCCUCGGAGAGCGACAACGAGGAGCCGAAUAAAGAGUUGAUCAAGUCAGAGACAGAGCCCAAGCAGGAGCAGCAGCUGGAGUCAGUGAAGCAGCAGUCGCUGAAAGCGGAAACGGAAACGGAAUUGGCUGAUGGGCAAAAGCCCAAGCUGGAGACGACAGAUGCAGCUGGCGACACGCAAGAAUUGCCAGAUAUAUGGAAAAAUCUGUUGCAAAAUCAACCGACUGCAGUGGCCAAGAAGGAGCCGGAGGCCCCGGAAGUGCAGCCGACGGAAGAGCAGCUGCGUCCCACGAAACUGCAUGUGGCCUGCUCCGAUCAUGACUACUGCAAGAUGCAGCGCACACCGCCGCCCACGCCAGUGCCCACGCCCGAAAAGCCAUCCCAUGUGACGCCCAACAAGCCGAAGCGUAGCGGCAAUACCGCCUCCAGCGAUAGCGACAGCUCCAGCAGCUCCAGUUCAAAUUCAGAUUCAGACAGCUCGAGUUGCUCGUGCGGCUCCAAUUGUAGCUGCAGCUCCAGCGGCAGCAGCAGCAGCGAUGAUGACUCCGACAAUGAGUCGCAAAAGUCACCCAAGAGCCCCAGCAAGAAGGUGGCAAAGAAGAAUUGCUCGUCGGAACGCAUCCAGGAAUCGCAGAACAACCUCAACAACAACAAUAACAACAACAGCGAGGAAUAUGUGAAUGUGACGAGCAACAAUGAGGAAGAGCUGCGUCCGGUGAUGCCAUCGCCCAAAGCGCCGCUCUACAAUGAAUCUGACUUUGAUACGGCCGUCUCCGAUACGGAUGAGGAGUUCUACGAUGCACAUCCACAGAAAAUGGCCAGCGAGAUGUUGGCACAGAAACGUCUGGCGCUGCUCUCGGCCCAAGCGACAGAGGCGCAGCCGCAGGACGGCAGUGGCAACUAUGGCAUUGUGGAGAACAGUCGUCCAUCGACGCCAUCCCUGCCCGAGGAGGCAGCUGCCUUUGCGGAUAAGCGUGAGCGUGUGGCCAAAAACAAGAAAAAGAAACGUGAACGCAAAUCCACAUGCAAAUCGAUGAGCCAGGCCAAGAUGAUGCCCAGUGGUGUGCCGCAAAUGGUGCCGCCGCAACAGCUGCCGCUGGGCUUAGCCGCAGCAGCCGGCAUCGCAGAAGCCAUCGCAACGCCGCUGCAGCAGCAGCAACAACAAUUGCUGCUGCUGCCGGAAUCACCGCUGACGCCCAUCACACAUCGCCCCAGCUGGCAGCCGCGCAUGAGCGAGGGCAGCAGCUGCUCGGAUGCCGAUGGCCAGCUGAAGCGCUCGAAGCGCACAAGGCGUCCGAACAAAUUCUAUGGCUAUACCAGCGAUGAUGAGAACAUGAGCAGCGUGUUGGCGCCCCCGUUGCAGGUGGGCAUGCAGCUAAUUAAGCCGCAGCCGCCGCCGCAGCUGACCUGGGCCAAGGAGGAUCUGCCGACGCCGGCCAAGCAGCAGCGCAGUCGCAGCAAUCAUGGCGAGCAUCAUAAUCAUCACCAUCAUCAUCAGCAUCAGCAACUGCAGCAGCCGCAGCAGCAGCAGCAUUCGCAUCAGCACAGCAAUGGCAGCACGCGGAAGCGCAACAGACGCACGCCACUAAGCGGAGCCGGCUCCGGCAGUGCCAGGCGCGGGGCCAAGCGUGUCAAGCAGCAGCCUGCGACGCCAGCGGCAACGGUGACAACGCCGCAAGUGGAGCAACUGCAGUUGCCGCCCAUACCGACGCUAAAAAUACGGCCCGCUCUGCUGCCCGUCAGCGCGGCGCCCAGCGACAGCAGCGAUAGCAGCUCGGACGACGAGAAUGCCGAGAUCAAUGUGACCAGUCUGCUGCCGCCCAUACAGGCGCCGUCCGUAAUGAUGCAGCAGCCGCCAGUGGUCGUGGCGCCGGCACCGGUACCGUUGCCAACACCGCCGCCGCCGCCCGCGACAACCGCCUUCAAUCAGCCCAUACCGCCGGCGCUGCUGCCGAAUCCGGACUUUGCCACGCUGCAGUACUUCAAGGCGAAUAAUAUACGAUAUCCCAUACGACCGCCGGCUGGGGCACGUCUGGCCCGUGAGGGUGAAUCGGUAUAUUGCUAUUGCCGUUGUCCCUACGACGAGGUCUCCGAGAUGAUUGCCUGCGACGGUGACAAUUGCCUCAUCGAAUGGUUCCAUUUCGAGUGCGUUGGCAUCAUGGUGGCGCCGCAGGGCAAAUGGUUUUGCGCCGAAUGCCGGCCCAAAUAUUCCGAGGGCCUCUAUCCGGGCGUCAAGGCCAAAUAAACUGACGAACUGUGUACAUAGUUCUAGACAACCUAGGUUAAGGUUUACAAAAUCCUAAAUACCCUUUACAUAUUAAAAAAAAGAAAAAACCCCAAAACAGCAACAACACCCACUACAGAAUGGAUUACGCUUAUUAAAUGUUAAAAAUAUAAUUCGAUGUCUCUCCAAAACUUCGGAUCGAUAAAAAAAAACAAAAAAACGAAAGAUUUACAAAAAAAUAUUACACUUAAAGUAAAUGCUAAGGGAAAAGCAGAUUAUAUUAUGGAAUAUAAAUAUAUACCCAGGCUCAAAGGCGUCCCUCGCGACUUGGCUGCAGCAUAAACUAAGCUAAUCUUAAAUAAAUAUCUUUAAUACACACACAUAAUACACUUAAACACAUAUGUAUGUAAUUUAAAGAUAUAUAUAUAUAUAUAUAUAUAUUAUAUUUUUUGUAAAUAUUUGAGAGUUGCAUAUACGAAUCGUAUAUAUAUAUAUGUAUAUGCAAUUGUACAAUACUUAGCUCAUGCAAGAUCUAUAUAAACCCUUAGACUUAACUCUAACCCAGCAUCAAUAGUUAUAAAUAUGAUUAUGAUAAACUCUAAUGACCUAUCGCUAGCUAUAUGUAAACAAACUAAACAAAAAAAAAACAAACAAAAAACAAAAACUAAAAAAACAACAAAAAGCAAACUCUAAUUGCAAACGAGAUGCGAGAAAUAAACAUUCAGUAAGUGAACCAUAAACUUA